Molecule: messenger RNA, 1419 nt
Organism: Bombyx mandarina (wild silkworm)
Lineage: Eukaryota; Metazoa; Arthropoda; Insecta; Lepidoptera; Bombycidae
Product: paired box protein Pax-6
Biological process (GO): anatomical structure development; regulation of transcription by RNA polymerase II
Molecular function (GO): DNA-binding transcription factor activity, RNA polymerase II-specific; RNA polymerase II cis-regulatory region sequence-specific DNA binding
Source: RefSeq, a predicted model, not a curated record
AUGCUGCCAGCGCAGCAGCUCGCGCCGAUCAGUCCAUGGCCCCCCGACGGGAACCUCUUAGACCGAAUGGACGAUAUCGCCCAUAAAGGUCACAGCGGUGUUAACCAGCUCGGCGGCGUGUUUGUAGGAGGACGACCUCUGCCGGACUCGACGCGGCAGAAGAUCGUGGAACUGGCGCACUCCGGAGCUAGACCCUGCGACAUCAGCCGCAUCCUGCAGGUCUCCAACGGCUGCGUCUCCAAAAUACUAGGCAGGUAUUACGAGACUGGUUCGAUAAGACCUCGCGCGAUAGGUGGCUCGAAGCCCCGCGUAGCCACAGCGGAGGUAGUUAGCAAGAUCGCUCAGUACAAGAGGGAGUGCCCUUCGAUUUUCGCCUGGGAGAUCCGGGACCGUCUGCUGAGCGAAGGGGUCUGCACAUCUGAUAACAUACCUAGUGUGUCUUCGAUAAACCGUGUUCUCCGCAACCUGGCUGCCCAGAAGGAGAAGACCAGCAGUCAACCUACAUCAGACUGUUCUGCUCCCGUCUACGAGCGUCUCCGUCUCCUCGGGACUCCUACCACUCCGGCGUGGCCUCGAGCACCAUGGCCAACACAAAUAGACACUAGAACUCCGCCUUAUCAACUACACAGCUUGAGCCCUGGUCCUCAGACGAUAGGCUGCAACGGAGGCGAUAUGACAGCCAUCAAGAAAAACGAGGAGCCUCUUGAAGGACUCGAAGGUAUACAUUCUGACGAGACCGGUUCCGGAGACAACUCGAAUGCUGGUUCGAGCGGUGCUGACGACGACGCAGCACGACUCAGACUGAAACGGAAACUGCAGAGAAACCGCACUAGCUUCACCAACGAGCAAAUCGACAGUUUGGAGAGAGAAUUCGAAAGGACGCAUUACCCGGACGUGUUCGCAAGAGAAAGACUCGCAGCAAAAAUCGGGCUACCUGAGGCCAGAAUACAGGUGUGGUUCUCGAAUCGUCGCGCGAAGUGGAGGCGCGAGGAGAAGAUCCGGUCGCAGCGCCGCAGCCCCGAGUGCGGGUACCAGCCGCCCCCUGCGCACCCCUCGCCCCCCGCGCACGUGCAGCCCGCGCACCCCGCGCACCCCGCACACCCGCACCAGCCGUACCAGCCCGCGCUCAACGUGGACGCGUACAGCCCGCUGACUCCCAUGGGCUACGGAGGAGGUAUGGUCUCAGAGUCGGCGGUGUGCGAAGGCGCCGACUCCGAUCUCUGCAAGGGAGGAUUCCUGGGGUACCCGCGCUACGAGCUCGGGUACCGGCAGCCGGCACACCCGUACGUCAACCACGGAUACCAGCACGAGCCUGCUUCUCCUCCACCAGAGCUGGGCGGUCUACUUGGUGCUGGAGUAUCAGUUCCGCUCACCGUUCCCGGGCAGGACACGCAGCAGUACUGGUCGCGGCUACAGUGA